This is a messenger RNA of Pisolithus orientalis, 456 nucleotides long. RefSeq lists its product as uncharacterized. The transcript is spliced from 3 exons. The annotation marks the transcript as partial. The record is from RefSeq and is a predicted model, not a curated record. Lineage: Eukaryota; Fungi; Basidiomycota; Agaricomycetes; Boletales; Pisolithaceae.
CAGACUGAUCAUCUUAUCAAGUGGUGCAGGACCCAUGAAUCAGAACAAAAGAAGCUCUUUUCAGACUCUACACAAGAUGCUCAGGAGGAAGGUAGGAGCAAGCAGCAAUUGCAACAUGGGAAGGGUGCCAUCUAUGUUGAGAUUGCAAAGGUGAUUUUCUCAGUCAGUGACAAGACACCUGAAUUUCAGGUCCUUGCUCAAGACAACCCAUCUGUCUUCACUGCUCCUAUCUGCAGUCAACUUGAAGUUUUAAAAAACAAGUAUCAAAAACAGAUUGCACUACUUGGGCAGAUGGGUGCUGGAUAUACCUAUGAGGAUCUGGUAGACAGCAGCAGCACAAAAAAUAUCAUUGCAAUGAUUGAGAAGGAAUUUCCAUGGUGGGGGAAAUUGCAUGGAUGGUGGUGCACAAACCCUGCCUACAAUAGUACCUGGAGUGCAGCUGAUAGCAGGCAGGAA